GAUUGCUUGGAGGUGAAGAAUUCCUUAAACUUUCCAAACAUCAUGGCAUCUAUACCAACUUUUUCACGCACGGACCUCGCUAUUCUUUCAGAACUCUCUCCUGAUGAGUAUGAAGCAAGGCUGCAUAAAAUACAAGAAAAGAAGGGGUUCAUAUGCGAUAUGGAUGGUGUUAUAUACCAUGGGAAUUUGCUGCUACCUGGAGUCAAGGAAUUUAUUUCCUGGCUAUUGAAGGAAAACAAAAAAUUCCUCUUCUUGACCAACAAUUCUGCACCUACUCCGCGCGAACUUUCCCAAAAGCUCGCUCGCCUGGGGCUCGCCGUAUCAGAAGAGCAUUUCUACACGUCCGCCAUCGCCACUGCCAAAUUCCUACAAUCCCAAAAACCACAUGGAGGAACUGUGUAUGUCAUUGGCGAACCAGGGCUCACGUAUGCUUUGUACGAAGCUGGGUUUACAAUGAAUGAUUCGAACCCAGAUUACGUGGUGAUUGGGGAAGGAAACAGUCACAAUUUUGAAAAGAUCACCCGCGCAGUGAAUCUCGUCGCCCGUGGUGCCAAAUUGAUUGGGACGAAUCCCGAUGUUAAUGGCCCAAGUGAUGCGGGCAUUGUGCCUGCAACGGGUGCCUUUUGCGCGGCCGUGGAACUGGCAUCUGGUCGAAAGGCUUUCUAUUGUGGAAAGCCAAGUGCAUUGAUGAUGCGAUAUGCUGCAAGCAUUCUGGGCACCAACAAAGACGAAACCUGCAUUAUUGGGGAUCGCAUGGACACUGACAUUUUGGCGGGCGUCUAUGCUCAGAUCGAUCCAGUUCUUGUGCUGAGCGGCGUUACCAACCGAUCCAAUCUUUUUGAGCAAGCAUAUAGACCUUUUAUAGUGUUGAAUGGUGUUGGGGACAUGGUGGUAGAAAGCAAGCGCGAGGAUGAAUGAAACCGUUGCAUAAGAGAUGUUCGUUGCAUAAGUUUCGCAGUCUUUUGAAAUGCUUCUUCAUUGGAAAUCCCUCCCUAAAAAAAAGUUUUGUUUCGGAUCCGCC
This is a messenger RNA of Spizellomyces punctatus DAOM BR117, 1021 nucleotides long. Its product is annotated as TIGR01457 family HAD hydrolase. The transcript is spliced from 8 exons. The record is from RefSeq and is a predicted model, not a curated record. Lineage: Eukaryota; Fungi; Chytridiomycota; Chytridiomycetes; Spizellomycetales; Spizellomycetaceae. Bases 43 to 918 code for a protein of 291 amino acids. Gene Ontology annotation, molecular function: phosphatase activity.